Triticum turgidum subsp. durum (durum wheat) is the source of this 1077-nucleotide messenger RNA. The record is from the annotation of a GenBank genome assembly. NCBI's taxonomy places the organism in Eukaryota, Viridiplantae, Streptophyta, Magnoliopsida, Poales, Poaceae.
AUGGUUGAUAGAGGGGGUCUAAGUUACGGUGAGACUUGGCUUCAUGAAGUCACUCAAGCUGCGUCCCCUCCGGACGUGUUCUUCCCUGCGCCUUCCCCCUCUUCCUUCCAACCCAAAACCAUCCACAAAUCACCGCGAUUCACCUCACAAAUCCCACCAAAACUCACAAGGAAAGGAAGGAAGGGAACCCACCCCAAAAUCCACGCACAAUCAAGCUCACACGAGUCGUCGCCACGCGCUUGCUUACCCAACCCAACCGCGUCUCCAAUCCCCGCCUGCUGCUACUACUUAUAUCCCAUCCACCCGCCUCGCCGCAAACCAUCGAUCAAUCCAACUAAUAACCAAUCUAAUCUACUCCUCGCCGUCGCCGCCGGAAUCCCCUCCCUCCCUCCCGUCCAACAACCGCCGCAGUCAGCACCACCAGCUCUCACCGUCGAGCUCGCCAGGAUGGGUUCGGGGAGCCGCGCGGCGUCGUGCCUGUGCUGCCCGUUCAAGUGCCUGGCGUGCGGCCUCUUCAGCUGCCUCUGCAGCAUCCUCGUCUCGCUCCUCGUCACCGCCGGCGUCCUGGCCCUCAUCCUCUACUUCCUCUUCCGCCCGCAGAUGAUCGCCGCCACCGUCGACUCCGCCUCCCUCGCCCAGUUCGCGCUCGGCACCCCGGCCAGCCCGGCGCUGCUCCAGUAUAACCUCACGCUCGCCAUGACCGUGCGCAACCCCAACAAGCGGGUGGGGCUCUACUACGACAACGUCGAGGCCCUGGCCCUCUUCGACGGCCAGCGCUUCGGGUUCGCGCCCCUCGACCCCUUCUUCCAGGGCCACCAGGCGUCCACGGAGGUGAAGCCGGCGUUCGGCGGCCAGCAGGUGCUGGAGGGGGACGUCACGCAGGCCAACCUCAGGUCGCAGCUGGCGGGAGGCGCGGUGGAGGUGGAGGUGAAGCUCAACGCCAAGCUCCGCGUCAAGGUGUGGGCGUUCAAGGUGCCCGGGCCCCGCGCCAGGAUCAGCUGCCCGCUCUCCCUCCCCGCCCCCGCCGCCGCAAACGCCCCCGCGUUCAAGCCCACGGAGUGCAAAGUCUGGUUCUGA